Messenger RNA from Belonocnema kinseyi, 3911 nucleotides. Its product is annotated as flocculation protein FLO11. The record is from RefSeq and is a predicted model, not a curated record. NCBI's taxonomy places the organism in Eukaryota, Metazoa, Arthropoda, Insecta, Hymenoptera, Cynipidae. Bases 239 to 3880 code for a protein of 1213 amino acids. The transcript is spliced from 10 exons.
AGCCUGCCAGUGACAAACGGAAUGUUGUGCUGGCAUGUCCAUUAAAAUGUCAGUUUCAACCAAUUCUGGCGCGAUUUUUUACCAAUCCUCUCUGUUAACAAGAUAGUGGAAAAGGGAGAAGAAAUAAAAAAAUAAUAAGAAAGGGAGAUUUUCAAAUGGACGAGCAAAAAUGCGCGAGUGAAUUUGCGAUAGUUUUUGUGGGCUGCUACUUGAUCGGGCCUAUCCGAAGGCAAAAAACAUGAACGAGAGGAGACAACCUCAGGGGCAUCCGGAUGUUUCGCUUCGCAAUGUCCUCCUCUUCGUGGUCCUGAUCUCUUCCGUUUUAGCACAAACUCACCAGCAACAACCGCAACAAGAUACAAGGCAGUCAUGGAUACAAGUUCCCCUUUAUCCUACGAAUUCCGUAUACGAGCUGCGACAUGGUGCGGCAACCACUUCCGGUAACGGAGCUGAUCAUUCGUCAUUGUUGUUGCUGGACGAGAACAAUGUCAGGGAUCCGUCGAAGGCAAAAGUAAUCAGCCAUGAGGAGAACGAAGAGGAAUACGUCGAUGAAGAAUACGAGGGUGAUCUUGAAUCGGAACAGGAUCCCAGAAGCUCUCGAGUUCUCCAAGAGUAUGAGGCUGAUGAUCAUAAUCAAGAGAAGCGACCUUUAAAUCAAACUGCCCAUCUUCACCCCAUAAAUAAUAAAAAUAGCCAAAAAAAUAAUUCUACUCAGCAAACUAAUCAUCGAGUUGAUCCCACUUCGACUCAGUACGAUUCUUAUUACUACUACGAUGAUUACGAGAAUGAUACGCAUUCUGCUGCUGAAGCGAACGUCGACUAUCCCGACCCCUCAGUGAUUAGCAACGAGAAAAAACUUCAGCUCCCAGAAGUAGGCGAAGGUAAAUCAGAAGAAGAUUCAGCAAAAGAAGACGUAGAGUCCGUAAGUGUAGAAAUCAAAUCAACUCCUUCUAAGAACGUGUCAAAACUUUUAAAAGAAGAAACAUUUUCUGAGACUAAGUCAAAGUCUACUGAGUUUUCUCUAACGUCUUCAAAGUCUUCAAAGUCUUCCUCAGAAUUAAGGCAACCCUCUGAAUUGAAACCUGCCAAUAAUUCAAACUCUUCUAAAGUUUUAAAGUCUCUCGAGACUCAAGAAGAAGAUAAGAAUUAUGAAGAUUCAGAACAAUCCGAAACUGAUUCUGAGACCCCUGAAGACGGUUCCUCGAUGGAAGCAAGUGAGGAGAGUUUCGCCGAAGCAUCUCCUCAAGAAGAAUCAUCCUCCAGGUCAAUUUUGAUCGGAGAAGCAGUCGUCUCCGUAGUGACGACGAAAAGUGUAGUAAAUGGUACCAUUUCAGUGCCAGUCACUUCAUCGCCAUUGACCACAGAGCAGAUUUCUGCUCCGCCAACCUCUCCUAGCUCAAAACAAUCCUCAUUUCAAAUUCGAACUUCCUCUUCUGAAGCGCCCGAGGAUUUGAGCCAAGUUACCACAGAAGAUUCUUCUAGAAUUCUAGCUUCCGUCCAAACUAGUCGCAGUAUUUCUGGAGCUCGUUUCCUUCCUUUCCCAGUAAUCGAUCGGGUCGAGCAACUCGAUCAGAAUAACGAGGAGGUCACGAGCAAGAAAAUCUCUUCUUCGGAGUCUACAGAGAGCAUUAUUGAUAAACUUGACAGAGUCCAGUCCGAGUUAUCCAACGGGUUUUUAGCUGGAGGAUUUAGGACUGCUGGAAAUACACUCCAGGUUGAUGGUCCCCCUGAGGGAGAUAGGUCGAGUCAGAAGAGGUAUACGACUACUAUUAAACCUCCGGGGAAGUUUGUUCCUAGAAGAUACAGUGAUAGGAGGACUAGUACGACGAGUACGACUACGACUGCUGCUACUACUGUAACCACCACAACUCAAAAGUCGACUACGGAGAAGGGAAGCACUAAAAGGUUUAGACUGCAGACCACAUUGGAUGAUUUGGAAGGAUUGCUGCCCAAAAAUUAUCCGAGGAGUAGUUUGAGAAGGCAGUUUGCGAAGAGCACUACUGCUUCAACUCCAGUUGCUACUGAAGCAACUACUACUAGAACUACUAGCACUACUACUGCUAAGAGUGCCGUUAUUAUUGAAGAUAUCAGCGCCUUUUUACCACCAGGUUACAGACUGAAAAAAGAAGACGCCGCUGAAGUGACAGAGAAGUCUCUCCUCACAGAAAUCCUCGCCAAAUCAAAAGUCAACAUCACUGCGUUUCUGCUUCCCAGUUUCAAUCUCUCUUCUGAAUCUUUACAACCCAGUACUUCAUCUACAGAAAAAGCUCCCGAAAUUUCGAAAACGAACGCAGCGAUUCCUCCACUGCUACAAGAUCUCUUCGUCAAAUCUGAAGUUGACGUAUCAUCCUUCCUCCCUAAAAAUUUCAAGCAAAAGAAGAAUUCUACCGAAACCCAAGAUACUCAGCAAACCGCCGACAGGAAACCUUUUCAGCAAAAGAGCAGAAACUCCACAGGAACGAAUAGCGAUAUUCCAGCAGAUAAAUUAGUUGACGAUUUGAUUGCUAAAUCAGAAGUGGAUCUAUCCGCAUUUCUACCAAAAGAUUUUAAUCUGAAGAAUGCAAAUAAUAAGAUAACACAAGAAGUUGGAACUAAGAUUGAAAUUUUGAAGGUAACGCCAAGUCCGGUAACACCGAAAUCUGCAGGGAUCAAACUUGUCUUCCCAAGUAGACCUGGAGGUAGAAAACCAAGUGCUAAGAUAACAACACCUCCUCCUCGAGGUGGAGGAGAAGGAGCUUUUGCUGCCGCACCCAAGAUUCAGAAAGGAUGGCCCACUAGAGCUACCACUGAAUUUACCGGGUGGCCCACCUCCUCAACGACUCCGAUUUCUAUAGAGAAACUUUUGGAAGCUGCUCGAACUGCCACUGCUUCUUCCUUUAAUGCAUCUGCGUUUCCCACAACGAGUACUGUUACAACUACUUCUACAACUACCACAACGACAACGACUCCCAGGCCCACAACCCCAGGAAUGUGCGAAGAUGAGUGUGAGGUUGCGGGAACCAUCCGCAUAAUUGAUAAUGCAACUUGGGUGCCAGAGUUGCUUGAUAGAAAUACUCGAGAAUGGCAGGACCUUGCGAACAAGGUCGAAAGAGAGAUGAACACCAUAUUUUCGAAAUCUGCUGUUUUUAGAAAGUGGUUCCAGAAUGUGCGAAUCGAUGCAUUCAGCCAGGGAAGUAUACUCGUCGAUUAUUUCGUGGAGCUCAAUAAUCUACACGAAAGUGUCAAUACGCAGCAACUGAAAGUUAUAUUCCACGAUUCUCUGAGGACCCACAAUAAUAAUCGGUGGAACGAAACAAAGACUAAGGGCCCAUUGAAAAUGGGAGAUUUUACCAUUGAUCCAAAGUUCACUGACUUUGUCGUGAUACCGAAAGCGACGACACCAGCACUGACUGGUAACGAAGAUAGACUGAUCCCACAAUGGGCAAUUGCUGUAAUAGUCAUUGGAAUUGGAGGUUUACUCUUCAUAAUCGUGUUUGGAGUCUCUGUGCUUGCAAAUCGUCAAAGCGUGGCGAAGUUAAAGCCUUCGAUGAUGGCUAUGUACGAUGAAGAGACGACGAAAAAUGUAAUUCAUGCAACUCACGCUCCGCCCGUGCAAAGAUCGAGCGAUUAUCCAAAAGCGGACAUUCACACAAUGUGGAACGACCCAAGCUCAGCGUGGAAUGAUAAAUCCUACGAUAAAUCCUUUGAGUCAAACUCUAACAAGGUUUUAAUGGACGGAUCCAUGCACGAGGGCAAAAAAUACAAUAUGUACGACAGUUGGCGAUCCGAAUGGAAUGGGUAUUAUUACAACCCGUCACACACGAGCAGUAAAUAUGGAGGAUAUGACAGUACUUCUAAUUUAUCGCGCCAUCAUCAUCCUGACUAUGAUACGAACUUUUGAUUUGGAACUAAUAAAUAAUGUCUUUUUAAAA